AUGGCUCCCAAAAAGAAGGUGGGCAAGGGGGUCAAGGAGCCCGAGGGCAAGAAGAAGAAAGGGGGCAAGAAGGAUGCCACCGUGAGCCUCAAGCCCGUGGAGACGCCACUGUCGGAGGAGACGCGCGAGUUCUUCCUUAUCCAGAUCCGAGACCUGGAGGACCGACUAGCCCGAUACCAGCGGAAAUGGGACGAGCUGGCAGUGCAGGACAAGCUGUCCCGCCAAGAGUUUGAGCAGCUGGCCAACAGCAAGAAAGAGAUCGUGGCCUUCCUCAAGCGGACACUCAGCCAGCGGGUGGAUGAGAUCACGGACCUGAACGAGCAGCUGCAGAACCUGCAACUGGCCAAGGAACUGGAGAAGGACGCCUUUGAGGCCCAGCUGGCACAGGUGCGCCAUGAGUUCCAGGAGACCAAGGACCAGCUCACCACGGAGAACAUCGUCCUUGGGGGGAAGCUGGCAUCCCUGGAGGAAUUCCGACUGCAGAAGGAGGAGCUCACAGAGAAGUUUAUGGUGCUGGAGGACCAGCUGCGGAGGCAGGAGACCGAGUACCGGGACUCCAUGUACAAGUUGGAGAAGAAAUCGGUGCUGGACAAGGACAGACUGCAGAAAGAGAUCACCCAGCGGGUGAACCUGGUGGCCAGCGAGUUCCGCAGGACAGCCACCAAGCAGAUGUGGGAGACCACCAAGAGGGCCAUCCUAGAGAACAACAGCGUGACCCUGCAGCUGGCCAAGAUGUCCCGGCAGGGCAUGCACCUGCUGCAGGAGAAUGAGCGGCUGCGCGGCAGCCAGGGCGAGCUGGGCCAGCAGCUGCAGCUGCUGCAGGACGGCCACGAGACCAUGGCCAGGCGCAGCCGCGGCCACCAGAAGGUCAUCCUCAUGCUGAUGGAAAAGUGCCGCAAACAACAGGAGGACACGGCCGAGGUCCGGCAGCUGCGCCUCCUGCUGCGGCACCUGGAGCAGAACUUUGCGCAGCUGCAGAAGGACAUCGUGGCACUAAGGAGCCAGAAAGACCAGAUGGACGUGCAGCUGUCCCAGCAGAAGGGGGAGGCACAGCGGCUGCAGCAGGAGCUGAGCCAAGAGCAGGAGCUGCGGGCCAGGCUAGAGGUGAUCCUGGCCCGGGCCACGGCCUUCCUCCGGGACAUCCUACAGAUGCAAGCGGAAGGUGACGAUGGCGACUUUGAUGUGGUGUUCCAGCUGCAGCGCAAGGAGAUGCUGCAGCAGCUGCUGGCCCUGCUCAGCUCGGCCAUGGUCCACACUCCCCAGGUGGCAGUAUGCCGACGUCAGGAGGCCCAACCCCAUGGCAUGGCCCCAGGGAGCCGGCUCAGCAUCCAGCCACCCAGGGCGCAGGCCCUGCUGCAGCAACUGUCCAGCAUCACAGCCUACCGGCCGGGGGACCUGGGUCUGGUGCCUCGCCAGGUCCAUAUUCCCCCGAACCCACAGGACCUACGGAUGCUCUCCUACGUCACACGCAUGGGGACCUGCCGAGCGUACAGCAGCCCUGAAGUGAGCGUGCCAGGGGCCUCGGUCGGGUGUGAACAAGGGUUCUAUUAG
Messenger RNA from Ochotona curzoniae (black-lipped pika), 1551 nucleotides. RefSeq names its product cilia and flagella associated protein 157 (gene CFAP157). Gene Ontology annotation, molecular function: microtubule binding. The transcript is spliced from 8 exons. The record is from RefSeq and is a predicted model, not a curated record. Bases 1 to 1551 code for a protein of 516 amino acids. Gene Ontology annotation, biological process: sperm axoneme assembly. Lineage: Eukaryota; Metazoa; Chordata; Mammalia; Lagomorpha; Ochotonidae. Gene Ontology annotation, cellular component: cilium; ciliary basal body.